This is a messenger RNA of Didymella exigua CBS 183.55, 342 nucleotides long. RefSeq lists its product as uncharacterized. NCBI's taxonomy places the organism in Eukaryota, Fungi, Ascomycota, Dothideomycetes, Pleosporales, Didymellaceae. The transcript has 2 exons. The annotation marks the transcript as partial. The record is from RefSeq and is a predicted model, not a curated record.
CUGUUUACGAAGGGAGCAAGCUGCGCUAUACAAUUCAAUAAAGCAAAGACAGAGCUUAUUUACUUUAUAACAAGCAACAAAGCAAUAAGCUCUUGUCGCAGCAAGGAUCGAGACAGGUCUACUUUAGAGCCUAAAAAGACUGUAAAGUGGCUAGGAAUCUACUUUAACAACGCACUCUCCUUUAAAGAACACGCAGCUACAAGGAUUAGCCAAGCAAGAAACGCUUUCUACAGAAUGUGCAGACUUGCAAACAGCAAUAGAGGCCUCCCUCCUUGCGCUGUAAGACAGCUAUACUUAGCAUGUGUUUCUAGCAUUGCAGACUAUAGUUGCUGGGUCUUCUAG